Nomia melanderi (Alkali bee) is the source of this 4729-nucleotide messenger RNA. RefSeq lists its product as uncharacterized. The record is from RefSeq and is a predicted model, not a curated record. NCBI's taxonomy places the organism in Eukaryota, Metazoa, Arthropoda, Insecta, Hymenoptera, Halictidae.
UUAAUUACUUUAAAUAUUUUUAAAAAAUUGAAGAAUGAAACAAAUAAUUAAAUAGUUACAAAAUUAUACUCACAAUAUUCGACGUAUUAAAUAAUAAAAAUUUGUACUUACAAUGUUCGAUUCAUCUUCAUUCGAAUCAGACGUUCUAUUAUAACACGGCUCUACUUUAGGUACACAUACAGUGUCAAGACAUGGCAUUAACAUAGGUAACUUAACUGCUUCAUCUUUAUUAUAAUUAUUACAUUGUUGAUCUGCAGAUCCAUUCCCUGACAUUUUAAUUGAAGAUGCGGAAGACAAAGACCUAAAUGCAAGUUCUAAAUCAGUAUAUCUAAAGAUGGUAAUUUGCAAAUGAGUGAACUUGUGUGGACAUUUUGUUUUCUCCUCCACUAUUUUGACGCUCGUGUUUGCUUUCACUUCGUUAACAGUCUCUUACACGACUAAAUCAGCUUUACUGACAACCACUCGGUUUUUUACAUUAUUUAACCAAAUGUAUCUUUUUUAAAUACACUUAAUACUGAAUACUAUAUUUGUCCUAUUAUUUCUAAAUAGAAUGAACAAUUUAUUUGAUUGCUGUUACUUCAAUAUAAUUAAUAAAAUCUUAAAUAAAUAAUAUUUUUACUAUUUGAAAAUUCUAAAUGCAGCUAUAAGAAUAAUUAAAAAUGUUUAAAAAUAUUAAUUUUAAAGACACAAAUCUUUUAUCGAAUGUAUAUAUUAAAUAUCUAUUGUUUUUGUAUAUAACAAGGUUCCGCAACAACUUAUCUUAGUUAGUUUACUUAUUAAAAUAAAAAUUGCAAUAUUCUUUUUUUUAACUAUAAUUUAUGGUCAAUUAUGAAAUUUGUAUAAAUCAGUUUCACAUGAAUAUGUUUUGAGGUUAGUUUUAUAAGAGGAUUUUUGUAAAUAUAUUUUUUCAAGAAAUUAAAAAUAUACUACAGAUUAUAAUCACAUGUUUACGUUGUAAAAAUAACAGGGAUAAAUUCCGUUCUAGAAUUUUUUAAGUUUUAAUUUCCAUUAAUAUAAAAUAUUAUUAUUAUACUAGAAACCAAUAUAUUUUUUUAUGAUAACCUAGGUGUACAACUUUCCAUUAAUUUUACUUUAACAUUUGCUAAUCUUUUCAUGUUUUAUAGUUUCCAAACAUUCAUAUUAUUAACUGUAAUACAAAUUAAGCUAACAAUAUGAUUUAAUCUUAAAAUGAUAUUAAUCACUAGUAAUUACUACUAGUACUCACUGGUAGUAAAUACAUAACCAACAAACCCGGGAUAUUUUGUAGCUACUGUCAUUAUGAUGAACUAACAUUUGAAAGAACCUUUUUUCAUAUAAUAUUCUACUUUGAAUGGAAGUAAUAAGUUUGAAACAAUAUAAAUAGUUAAAUAUAUAUUGUAUAUCUUUUCGAAAUGAAGGACUUACAUAUUCCUAUAUAAAAAUUAGCAAUUCCGCAAAUUGUAAUUUGACUUUAGUGAAUGGUUGUGAAACAAUUUGUUAAAUAUGUAUAUAAAUCUUUACAAAAUUGAUAAAAUAUUAAUUUAAUUUAUUAAGUACUAGAUUACAUGGUAUCCACAAUUUGUCAAAAAUCAUCUUUGGUAGCAUACAAAAUUUGUCAUAAAUCCAAAUAUUGUAUGAAGUUUUUCAAAAAUACUUUUAUAUCGUUGUUAAAGACAACAAACAUAGCUGAUAUGAGAGCAUAAAAUCACAACUAAAAUGAUUUUCGUUUAUGCAAUCCUUUGAACAUAUUCCCUUUCAAAUUUAUGGGAUAACAAGACUCUUCAACUAUGUAAACAUUGUAAGAUUGAAUAACACUUGGAUAUAGAUAUAUGUUAUUACAUAUAUAGUAUAAAAUAUAUCGAUAAUGUUAAAUAAAUUAAUAACUAAUAUCAUUUAAUGUUACACACUUUUCUCGUGUUUCUUCGUGAGAUACUCAGAAUAGGUUACAUUUGAUAUCAACAAGCAUCUUGCAGAGAAGAGUUCUAACCUAUUAAUGGCGUAAAUGAUUUUGUUGAAAAACAUACGUUUUCCCAGAUCAAAGCAUUUAGACUUUUCAUUAUAAAUUGCUUUUAUAUAAAUUAUAUACUUACGUUGAUUAUGUUCGUAAAAUCAGCAAUCGUACUGCAAUCCAAGAUGUUUGACAUACACUCUUGGGUAUGCUGACAUUUCAGGAAUAUAUGCACAAUAACAAGCUUUCAGGGUACAACAAUAUAUUUACUUGAAUAAACCUCACUUGGAGACUUGCCUACAGUCAAAUUAAAGCUUUUAAUUUUCAGUAAUGUGGAUUUCGAUGAGAAAUAUCUGAACGUGUCGCAUUGGACGAACUGAUUCCAACAUGUGGCCCAAGUUAGUAAUUCGCCUACUCCAAGUCACCUCGAUGCAGUGUCUGAUAAUGAGCCUGUUAGGCUGGAAGCUUUGUUGAAUAAUGCGGAGAAUGAUAAAAUUAUAACUUAUUUAAUUAAAUAUUUAUGAACGAUUUCAAAAUCACUGAAAUUUAAUUUUUAUUUUGGCGAUGAAGAUACUCUUGGGUCGUUUAACAAACCUUUGCUACUAUCUGAAAAUCACAUUAAAACUAGUCAGUCUAUAAUUUUGUUUUUAUUCGAAUAAAAUAUUAUUAUACAGUAACAUUAACCUUAGCUAUGAAGCAAAACAAAAGAACGAAGUAAUCAUUCCGUUAUAACAUGAUAAACGACGUUUGUGACCUACACACAUUUAUAAUAGCGACUUAUCAGUUUCCACAUAGUUAAAAACUACAUGAUUGUAUAACAAUCCCCGUGUUGUUAUGUAUAAGGAUUCGGUCUUUCGUAAAGAUUAGGUCGAGAUCAAUAUAUUUGUACGACAUGUGUAUACAUCUGGAACACGCAUAGUACAGAAAACAGCUGUUAUGAUGAUAAUGUGUAUUUCAACUGAAGCAUUACUGUAAUAAAUGGAAAAAGACAAACCGACUAACCUUUUUUUAUUCAAUCUAUCGACUUAUACUUAGCAUAUUAAUGAUCAAUAGACUUUCUAUUUAUUUCUAAUCUAAUAUGCGGAUAGCAAGCCGAAUGGUGCAAUAAAUUUUUGUCUAGAUAUGAACCUUGGAGAGUGGACAUUUUUAAUAUUUUGUACAAAUAACGAAGCUUAGACCCAUCCGGACUCUUAUGCGUCCAUUAUUCUAGACAUAUUUUGAAAGUGUACUUCAAAGAAACACUCCAAUUUCUUUUUAAAUUUAAUACAAAAAAUUGCAAAGUCAAAUUAAUCUUCAUAGGUUGAAAAAUCGAAUAAAGCUUUAAACAAUCUAAGUCAAAAUGGACAUUAUCUCAAAGUUAACCUUCUAAGUUUAAGUAGACGUUUCUGAUCAUUGUAAUGGACAAUAUAUAUAAAGAAGAAUGUUUCCACGCAGAUCAGUCCUACAGUGAAAAAAUGCAAUUCCACAUUGUCCUUUUGGUACUCGUUAGUUUCCAACAAUCGACGUUAGGAGCUUAUAAUAGAGAUAUUGGUUUACAAAGAAACCUUCGAAGUGGCAACUUCUUCUCUGAAAUAGGAAAUUGGUUUGGUCAUCUAAAGGAUCAAUUUUACGGGACAUUGUUUGGGCAACAAACAACUACAGAGAUUCCAACUGUUUUGCAAACAGAUGUGUUAGACCUGGACGAGCGUCAAUUAAGAAAAAGAUUACGAAAUCGAGAAUGGCUACGUGUGAAUUUGUCUACCGUAACAUUUGAUCCUAAACGAGAUUGGGGUUUCCAAGUUGGCGAUUGGUAUUUCAUUCGAAAAAACAUUAGACAGUACAAUGAAUUUGAAAAUGAAGGUUCAUACGAGUCGAACUUUCAUGUUCGAGGUACGAUGCAACCUCCUGUACAUUUAAGUACAAUUGAAACUAUAGGGACCUCGGAUUACUCGAUUAACAUAGAAAAUACGGAUUCUUCAUCAGCCGCAACGCUUAGUACGAUGUUCACGGCAGAUACUAUGACGCAGCAAGCAGACGCAUACAUAACAACGCAAAGUAGCACGCAGAUCGAUUCAUCCGUGAAUCCACCUUCAAUAAACAAACGGAUAGAAGAUAACGAAACUAAUGACAAUUCAAUUCGUAAAGGAUCCGUGGAAGUCCUAAUGGAAUAAUAAUGCAUUUCAACAAAUAAUUACAUUCAUGUGAUUUCUUGAACCUUGUAUAUUUAUUAAAAUUUCUGCAUUUCUUAAAAACAUGUGUGAUUCUUUUUUAUUAAAAUAAACUAUUUUGCAUUCUUAGAGUACAUAUAUUCACAAAUGUAUGGCUUUUUUGUGUAACAGCAUGAGGAGUGAAAAGAAAUAUACAGCAUUACAUCUUUUUUAUCAGGAAGAGUACACGUUUAUUCCGUAAAACUUAUCAUAAUCAUUAUUCUUUAGCAAUAUAUUAUUAUAAUAAUUUUUACGUCGAUGUUAGACAAAUCGUGGUCUUCAUGAUAUCUUGUGGUUUUACUGUAAUAGAAAAAAAAGAAAAAAACUGUCAGUAAAAUAAUUCAUCCUUGAUACUUAUCACUUUCGCAAUCACAUGCACAAAUAUAUUUAAUGACUACUACAUACAUAAAGCAAAAAAAAAGAAAAAAAUAUAUAAUACAGGUGGAAAGAAGUUUCAUUAGUUAAGGAUUUAAUUCAAUGUUGAUAAAUUAUUUUUAUCCACUUUUCAGUUUGUGGAGUUUUAUGUAAUCUAUUUGAAUACUUAUUAAUUGGAAUACCCUACAUUAACACAGUUAAUGAUGAAAAAAAUGAUAAUACUGGGAUCAACACAUUGUGC